Molecule: messenger RNA, 1313 nt
Organism: Cucurbita maxima (winter squash)
Lineage: Eukaryota; Viridiplantae; Streptophyta; Magnoliopsida; Cucurbitales; Cucurbitaceae
Product: myb-related protein 308-like
Exons: 2
Coding region: 186-944 (252 amino acids)
Source: RefSeq, a predicted model, not a curated record
ACGCCCAAAUUUCAGAGAAGGGCUGGGCUGAGCGUUCCUGCAGCGACACGAAAAGGAAAACCGCCAUUUUCAGCAACCACAAAGCAAAAGAAAUUGUUUACUAAAACUCCGACCAACGGCGGCACAGACCCACAACCCCUACUGGGUUUCAAUCGAUUUUUCUGAUUGUUCUUCCGCGAGCUCAAAUGGGUAGGUCGCCCUGCUGCGAAAAAGCGCACACAAACAAAGGUGCGUGGACCAAAGAAGAAGACGAGCGCCUCAUCGCUUAUAUUCGUGCUCACGGUGAAGGCUGUUGGCGUUCUCUUCCUAAAGCCGCCGGUCUCCUCCGCUGCGGGAAGAGCUGUCGAUUGCGGUGGAUUAACUACCUCCGCCCCGAUCUUAAGCGCGGAAAUUUCACCGAAGAAGAAGAUGAACUGAUAAUCAAGCUUCAUAGCCUACUGGGUAACAAGUGGUCUUUGAUUGCUGGGAGAUUGCCCGGAAGAACAGAUAAUGAAAUUAAGAAUUACUGGAACACUCAUAUUAGAAGAAAGCUCUUGAACAGAGGAAUCGACCCUGUUUCUCAUCGCCCCAUCAACGAGCCUGCUCAGGAAACGGCUUCAACCACGAUCUCUUUCAGUUCUAAUGAUGUGAAAAUGGAAGAGAAAUCAUCCAUGGCUGUUGAAGAUGAUAUUAAAAACGUAGAAAUCGAAACCCCAAAUGAAGAACGGUGCCCAGAUUUGAACUUAGAGCUCAGAAUCAGCCCACCAUAUCAGCCACACCCUGAGAAAAUGGUAGCCAAGAGCCUCUGUUUUGCUUGUAGUUUGGGAUUACAGAACAGCAAAGACUGCCACUGCAAAAUUGUGUAUAAUAUUGGGACUUCCAGUGGGAAUAACAGCAGCGUUGGGUAUGAUUUUCUUACCAUAAACAACAGGAUUCUUGAUUAUAGAAGCUUGGAGAUGAAGUGAAUUUCUGAUUUUUCUUGAAAUCUCUCCAAGUUCUUCACUUCCUCUGAUUUGUAAGAUUUACAGUUCAUAUUGGUAUAGUAUGAUUAUGAGUACAGUUGCAGAAUUAGUUCAUGAUUUUCCCUCUUUUUGAUACUCAUUUUGGCUGACUGAGAUGAACAAGAACGAAGUAGAUAUCAUUUUCUGGGAAAUGGGUACUCAUUUUUGUGCCAUAGAUAUCAAUUUUCUGUCCAUUGGAGGGUGUGGAUAAGCUCUGUGAGGAGGAGAAUGGAGGGUGACCCAUCUCUUCCAUAGUUAAAGCUCUGUUGUUUAUGAUGUUAAAAAGAGAGGUUGAAAUUGAUAUAAUAUAAAAAGGGGGGUUGAAGGAUCUAA